AUGAGCGGCAGAGGUAAAACCGGCGGUAAGGCGAGAGCGAAGGCUAAGACUCGCUCAUCCAGGGCGGGACUGCAGUUCCCCGUCGGCCGUGUGCACAGACUGCUCCGCAAAGGAAACUACGCUGAGCGCGUCGGCGCCGGUGCUCCUGUGUAUCUGGCCGCUGUGCUCGAGUAUCUCACCGCUGAGAUCCUGGAGUUGGCCGGAAACGCCGCUCGGGACAACAAGAAGACCCGUAUCAUUCCCCGUCACCUGCAGCUGGCAGUGCGGAACGACGAGGAGUUGAACAAACUCUUGGGUGGAGUGACCAUCGCUCAGGGUGGGGUGCUGCCCAACAUCCAGGCUGUGCUGCUGCCCAAGAAGACCGAGAAACCCGGCAAGACCAAGUAAACGGACUGAAGUCUGUCACUGAAACACAAAGGCUCUUUUAAGAGCCACACACUUGAACUAUGAGAGAGUGAAUUGGUCUUUUAUUACACACUUGAAUUACAGAUGCUGUUUUCGGAACCGUGUAGUAUAAAUAAUCAAGCAACAUUGUGAAUUAAUUUAUAUAUAGAUUUCAACCCGAUAUAUUUACAAAUGUUUCCUGAGAUUGAGUAUCUCAAUACAAGUGUCUUGGUAUCCUGAAUGAUGAUUUUCCUCACAUUCAACUGUUGGCAGCGAAAAAUAUUUAAGCUGAAACUGGGUUUUUAUUUUAGAAACAAGUCGUGUUUUUCA
Molecule: messenger RNA, 714 nt
Organism: Xyrauchen texanus (razorback sucker)
Lineage: Eukaryota; Metazoa; Chordata; Actinopteri; Cypriniformes; Catostomidae
Product: histone H2A-like
Exons: 1
Coding region: 1-387 (128 amino acids)
Cellular component (GO): nucleosome
Molecular function (GO): DNA binding; structural constituent of chromatin; protein heterodimerization activity
Source: RefSeq, a predicted model, not a curated record